AGUGGAGUGGCCCGCCCGCCCCUCGAUAGGCUCCGGGCGUCGCGUCAGCACUGCGCUCGCUCUGUAGGUCCCGCAGCCGCGAGGUGGACGCUACUUAGACUCGGUGCUGCCAGGCUCUCUCCUCGUCCCGUAGUCCGCCGCGGCGAACAUGGCCUCAGGAGUGCAAGUUGCUGAUGAAGUAUGUCGCAUUUUUUAUGACAUGAAAGUUCGGAAAUGUUCUACACCAGAAGAAAUCAAGAAAAGAAAGAAGGCUGUCAUUUUUUGUCUCAGUGCAGACAAAAAGUGCAUAGUUGUUGAAGAAGGCAAAGAGAUCUUGGUUGGAGAUGUUGGUGUUACCAUAACUGAUCCUUUCAAGCAUUUUGUGGGAAUGCUUCCUGAAAAAGAUUGUCGUUAUGCUUUAUAUGAUGCAAGCUUUGAAACCAAGGAGUCUAGAAAAGAAGAAUUGAUGUUUUUUUUGUGGGCACCAGAACUAGCACCUCUGAAAAGUAAAAUGAUCUAUGCGAGCUCAAAGGAUGCCAUCAAAAAGAAAUUCCCAGGCAUAAAGCAUGAAUAUCAAGCAAAUGGGCCAGAAGACCUCAAUCGGACUUGUAUUGCUGAAAAGCUAGGUGGCUCCUUAAUUGUAGCUUUUGAAGGAAGCCCUUUGUAGAUUAUUGGUCAGUGCCACAAACUGAAAGCUUCCGUGUUUAUUGCUAGCCUUGCUAUAUAGGUAAAGCAGAUAUACUAGGCCAGGGUUUCACUGAGGGGGAGCUGUCUUGUCAUCUUUUAGAGUAAACUAAAUAUUCUAUAGACUUGUAUGAACAAUGCCCUAAAUAAAUCUAGUUUCAUUGAUGUGGAAUUAAAUUCUUAUUGGCCAAAUGCCUUUUUUAAUGAGUUGACUUGUAAAAAUUUUUGUUCACCUCAGGAUUUCUAAUAAUACAGUUCACAAAAAAAAUAAAAAA
Molecule: messenger RNA, 938 nt
Organism: Nannospalax galili (Upper Galilee mountains blind mole rat)
Lineage: Eukaryota; Metazoa; Chordata; Mammalia; Rodentia; Spalacidae
Gene: Dstn
Product: destrin, actin depolymerizing factor
Exons: 4
Coding region: 149-646 (165 amino acids)
Biological process (GO): actin filament severing; cell motility; actin filament fragmentation
Cellular component (GO): actin cytoskeleton; actin cortical patch; cytoplasm
Molecular function (GO): actin filament binding
Source: RefSeq, a predicted model, not a curated record